Molecule: messenger RNA, 1465 nt
Organism: Ziziphus jujuba (common jujube)
Lineage: Eukaryota; Viridiplantae; Streptophyta; Magnoliopsida; Rosales; Rhamnaceae
Product: probable protein disulfide-isomerase A6
Exons: 11
Coding region: 184-1275 (363 amino acids)
Biological process (GO): protein folding
Cellular component (GO): endoplasmic reticulum
Molecular function (GO): protein disulfide isomerase activity
Source: RefSeq, a predicted model, not a curated record
CAAGAAUUUAUUUAAAAAAAAAAAAAAACCAUAGCUCCAUUGCCCAAUACGACAUUUUGUGAUUUGACAUUGUGAAUGAGUGAACCUACGUCCGUCAGAAGGAGAAAAUUGUUGUAGGCCAUUGCUGGAUCAGGUCAGGCUGAUCAGCUAGUCACAAAUCGAAAAACAGGAGAAACUAGAAAAAUGAAGAGGUUUGAUGAGAUCUGUGUGGUGGGUUUUGCAGGGUUGACCACCUUAUUAUUAAUAACAUCACCGGUUGCAGCAGACGAUGUUGUGGUUCUAACCGAGGAUAACUUCGAGAAUGAGGUUGGCCAAGAUAGAGGAGCGCUCGUAGAGUUCUAUGCUCCCUGGUGUGGGCACUGUAAGAAGCUUGCUCCAGAGUAUGAGAAGCUGGGGUCGAGCUUUAAGAAGUCAAAGUCCGUUUUGGUUGGAAAGGUAGAUUGUGAUGAGCAUAAGAGCUUGUGCAGCAAAUAUGGAGUUUCUGGAUACCCAACAAUCCAAUGGUUUCCUAAAGGAUCAUUGGAACCCAAAAAGUAUGAGGGACCUCGUACUGCCGAAUCCCUAGCUGAGUUUGUAAAUACUGAAGGAGGGACCAAUGUGAAAGUAGCUACAGUUCCAUCCAAUGUAGUGCAGCUACACGGUGACAAUUUUAAUGAAGUUGUCUUGGAUGAAACCAAAGAUGUUCUAGUUGAGUUUUAUGCACCAUGGUGUGGCCAUUGCAAAAACCUUGCUCCUACAUAUGAAAAAGUAGCUACCGCAUUUAAAUCACAGGAGGAUGUAGUGAUUGCUAAUUUAGAUGCUGAUAAAUACAGGGAUCUAGCUGAAGGAUAUGAUUUAAGUGGGUUUCCAACAUUAAAAUUCUUCCCGAAAAACAACAAAGCUGGUGAAGAGUAUGAAGGUGGUAGGGAUUUAGAAGACUUUGUGAACUUCAUCAAUGAAAAGUGUGGCACCAAUCGUGACGGAAAAGGACAGCUUACAUCAGAAGCUGGUAUUGUUGCAAGUUUGGAUUCCUUGGUGAAGGAGUUCGUUGCUGCCAGUGAUGAUAACAAGAAGGUUGUCUUUCCUCGGAUAGAAGAAGAAGUUGAAAAGCUAGAGGGUUCGACUUCAAGCUAUGGAAAGGUCUACUUGAAGGCUGCCAAGAACUGUAUGGAGAAAGGUCCUCAUUAUGCCAAGAACGAAAUUGAUCGGCUACAGCGCAUGCUUGAUAAGGCAAUCAGCCCAGCUAAAGCUGAUGAGUUCACUUUGAAGAAGAAUAUCCUGACACUGUUCGCAUGAACUUCAAACGUCUAUCUAUUCCAUAGAGUUUAGUAUGAUAGGAUUGACUGAUCAUUUACUUUUGAGGGGAUGAUUUUUCUUCCCCUUGUCCCCCAUAUUAUGUUUGAAUUUAUCUGAGUUGGGCCAUUGGGGUUUGUUAUAUUUGUAAACAAUUUUAUCAAAAUUAAUGAAAAUUGCGUGUUUAGGAAUA